GUUAUCAUUUUCAGAUAAUGACGUAGUGAGUACCGACUGAAAACAUUCAGGGUGCAACUUAUCAGACUGAAUUGUAGGUUGUUCCAAAGAUACAAAAUACUCUGGAUUAUUUUGCUGAUAAUGACUGUUACAAUAUGAAUAAUAGUCAGGGUAAUAUGGGUCAUAAUAACAUUGAUCAAAUUGAUUAGAUUGAUCGAAUUGAUCGAGUUCCGUGUUGUACACCUCCUCGACUUCCAUUUUUUGCGGUUUUUGAGAUGUGCUUGAAAUAGGAUUAUUUUUAAAAUUAUUUUUUUUAUUGAAAUUUGGUCUGCCACUGUUGCGCGUAGACACAGACAUAGGCAUAGGUGGAGGUGGAUUUUUAAUUUGGUUGGGUCUAAAGACAUUCUGGGGUCUGCCAAAAACUUGUGAAUUUGUAUAGUAUUUUUGCGGCGGUCUAUAAACUGGCGUAAUAUCAAUUGGACCGGUGGGAAAUGCUUGUUGCUGAUGUCUAAAAUGAUUUGGGUUAUGCCCAUUAAAUUGCAUAUUUUCUUUGGAAAGAAAAUUUUGGAAAUGCUGGUUAUUAUGUUUUAAAUUCUGAGGUGGCUGAUUUUGAACUACUUUGGUCAUAUUUUGAAAGUAUUGCCUGUUAAUUUCUUACAUUACAAAUGUUAAGGCUUUCGACAGGCUAUCAGGUGGCAUACAUCUAAUGGUUGUACCAAUAGGUUCUUUUAAGCCGGACAAAAAUGUUUUCAAAGCAAGGUCGUUAUAGAGUUUACGUUUUAUUUGUUUUGCUUCAUUAGUCGUUUCAUGCGUAUCAAUAAAUGAACAAAUCAAAUUUAGGAUAUGCAAAACUCGAUCGUGAAAUUGAGUCGGUUUUUCAUUUGGCUGUUGGCGGAGCAUCACUAAAACUCUGUUAAGACAUGAUUCGUCUCUUUGGUCCGCGAAAUUUCUAUACAAAAUAUUUUUUAAAUCAUUCCAAGUACUGGAUGUUUGAAGAUUGAUCACGACUUUUGCAUUUCCUUUCAAAUUACUAAUUAGACAAUUCAACAAGUAAAUAUUUUCGAAAGAGUUAGGUUCUCUACCAUUAUAAAAUUUAUCAAUAACAGUUUGACAAAUAGUUAGGUAUCUAGAUAAAUCGUUUGGGUUCCCAUCGAAUUCUGGGACGCAGUUGAGAUAUUCAGAUUUAAAAGUAGCCAUACUUUAAGAGAUUCACUAAAUUUACUGUCUGAUUCUAAAUUAUGUUUUUCAAAAAUAGUUUCCAAAUUUGUUGCGAAAUAAUUUUUCUGACCUGAGCUGGUUGAAGGUGUAUUAUUACUUAAAUCGAUAGCUAACGUUUCAAUAUUAUCAAUUAUUUCGUCAAGUUCCGACAUUAACAAAUAAUUGCAACUUACAGUAUUAGGUAGGAGGCGGUUCUGAUGAUCCCUUCUAUAAGAACAAGACUUCGAUCGGCGAUAUUGGUCUUCACAAAAAUUCUUUAUAUUUUGAUAUUGAGAAUUUUUAGUAAUAUUAUUCACAUUGUCGUAGUUUUCAUAAAUUGAAUCGAUAUCAGAAUUGUCGCUCAUUUAAUCUCCAAUCCUCAACAAUAUCAACAUCUCUAGCAACUAUUACUUUAUGGUUUAAAAGUACACGAUAACCGACGUCACUGUACCCGAUUAAAAUACCCAUACCGGCCUUUUUUUUGUCCCAUUUUGUUUGUGGUUAGUUUUGGUUAGUUAUUAUUUAGUUCACUCUUUUUACAAGAGAAAAAUUUCAGAUAUAAUUUGUUAUGGCUUUAGUACAUAUAAAUAUUUAAAUUUGUUUCAGGUGCCAUCCAGCCAUAUAGAAUGGAAAACUAUAAGCAAUGGUCUUAAAGAUAGAUGGAAUUUUCCACUAUGUUGUGGAGCUAGACGAGGGAAUGGGGAAGAAAGGUUCAGAGUCAGAUGGCAUGGUUUUCCAAAAUUGUUCAAUUUUAGAACCGCUAGAAAUUGGUUUACUCCCAAAUGGAAGCUAUUUUGUCGCAGAUGACGCCUUUCCUUUAAAACCCUACAUAAUGAAGCCCUACACAAACUACAAUAGACCUCUUAUGCAAGAGGAGAGAAUUUUUAAUUACCGACUAACUCGCGCCAGAAGAAUAGUUGAAAAUGUCUUUGGUAUUCUGGUCAGUAGGUUUCGAGUCUUUGAUAGAAAGCUGAAUGUCAAAUUAAGCACUGUUAAUAAAAUUGUCGCUUCUGCCUGUGCGCUUCAUAAUUGGCUAGUUAUCACCACAAAGUUAACCUAUCUGCCUAAAGGUGCCAUUGAUAAAGAAAAUAGUGAAACAGGCGAAAUAAUUCCUGGGAAUUGGAGGUCCCAAAUCAGAGAGCUGAGAAAUGUGGAAAAAGCUGGAGGUCACCGAACAACAAACCUAUCAAAAAAAAUUAGAGAUCGUCUAAAAGAUUACUUUAAUGGCAAGGGCACUGUUCCUUGGCAGUACACAGCAACCGCUGGUACCGGUACCUUAUUAGCGAAUUGAAAAUAACUUUGUUUUCAAGUAUGCACGUAUGUAACCACUUACAUUACUUGUUAUAUGAAAUAAAGAU
This is a messenger RNA of Cylas formicarius (sweet potato weevil), 2534 nucleotides long. RefSeq lists its product as uncharacterized. The record is from RefSeq and is a predicted model, not a curated record. Lineage: Eukaryota; Metazoa; Arthropoda; Insecta; Coleoptera; Brentidae. The coding region runs from base 1820 to 2467 and encodes 215 amino acids. The transcript is spliced from 2 exons.